AUGUCGCGAAGUGGUAGUAAAUCCGAUGCAACGGAUGCCUUUCGAAGUGGAUCUAAUGAAAGUGGAGUGAUGAAAGGAGUAAAUGCUACUGGUGGUGAUGGUGGUGGUAAUCCGGAUGUGGUGACAUUGGAGGAAACUGUGGAAGGACAUACCUGCAGAACGUGUCAAGGUUCUGAUACCGACGAAAUGGUCCAGUGCGACGUAUGUGAUGGAUGGCACCACUUUUCAUGUGUAGGCGUAUCGGAGGAAGUUGCCGACAAGAGCUGGAGUUGUACAAACUGCGUGACUGCGAAAUGGAUCCAGCGAACUAAGGCAGCUUCGGAUGGAGCACCUAUAAGGGAUGACGUCAUUCAACAUCGGAGAUCGCUGCAAGAUCUAAGCAUCGGGAAGAUCGUGACAAGUACCCGUGGCAAUCCAGUGAUUCCUUCAGUUUCAGCAUCACAAAAGUCAGCUAAGUCGUUGACAGUUCCGUCAACCAGUCAGCAGCCAGCGCCUUUAGACUCAGUGUUUUGUCAACCAAAGCAGAAGUCAUCGUUGCCUGGCGUAGAUGUGCCAGUAAUCGUUGCAGAGGAGGCGUUUUCCGAGAUUUCCAUAUCCUCUUCACAAAAAUCUGCGAGAAACCGCGCCAAGCUUCAGCUGAUGAGAUUGCAGGAAGAACGAGCAUUUCAGCAGCAGCAAGAAGAGCGCCGAAGACUCGCUGAGGAAAAGGCAGCCCAGGAGUAUAAGGAAUAUCUGGACAACAAGUAUAAAAUUCUGGAGGACCUGGCGAGCGAAAAAGGAUCGAGUCGGAGCUCUAACUCUUCUCGUCGUCGGGUUGAAGAAUGGGUGCAAACAACUAACCCUGCACCCUUAGAGAUAGCCAAACCCGUCACUCAGGAACAAGCCCGUGAACAUGACGGCUUGCAAGAACAGCUACGUCAAGAGCAGCUUCAGGAGAAACAACAGCACCAGGAAACAGCCUUUCAAGAGCAACAACGGCAACAACGGUCGCACGCAGAACAGCUACGAAAGCAGCAACAGAAGCAGUUGGAGAGAGAGCAAAAAUUUCGGCAGUUUCAACAGCAUCAGCGGCAGGAGCAAAUACGCCAGGAGAAUCUUUUGCGACAGCAACAGGAAGAGUUAAAGAAGGAAGCGGAUGCCAUCAAUCGAAUGUGGGAACAGCAGUUGGAAAAGGAGAAAAUUCUACGCGAUCAACAACAACAGCUAGCGGAUGGUCAAAGGGUCAUGCGACGACCGGGAAAUAUAAUUCUGUCCAACCAGAUGCCAGAUCCACAACUCAACCCCCCACCGGAGAAUCUGGAAGAAGGGUUCUGCAGAGAGUCGAUACGUGGGCAUCCUGGUCAAUUCCUACCAGAUGCCCUACCACAGUCGACGCAGCUUCAUCCGAUAGAAUUGGAUUACCCGCAUAGGUCAGCUGCGAAUCCUAUCGAUAGACAGAGUAGGAGGCAUUCAAUAAACUCUUCUAUUGUGGAUGAUGAUGACCAGUUCCAGCUUUCCCGCUCUCAAGUUGCAGCACGACAAGCAGUCUCCAAAGAUUUACCUACGUUUUCGGGCGAUCCCGAGGAGUGGCCAGUUUUCAUAUCCAUGUACAAUCGAACGACUACGAUGUGCGGAUUUACGGAGGAUGAAAACAUAGUUCGACUACAGAAAAGCCUGAAAGGAAGAGCUUAUGAUGCUGUCAAAAGUCGGCUGAUGCAUUCCGGAAACGUUCCUGGCAUUUUAUCAACAUUGAAGAUGCUGUUUGGUCAGCCCGAAGUAAUCAUACAAUCGCUGAUUCGUAAGGUGGGCUCUUUAUCGCCAAUCCGGGAAGACAAGCUGGAAACGCUAGUGGACUUUGCGGUGAACGUUCAAAACUUCUGUGCCACUGUAGACGCGUGUGGACUGCAGGAGUACAUGUAUAAUAUUACUUUACUACACCAGCUUGUCGGAAAGCUACCACCGUCGCUUAAACUCAACUGGGCACAGCAUCGUCGAACACUGUCAACGGUCAACCUGGCGACCUUCAGUGAGUGGAUUUAUGGCUUGGCGGAAGCAGCGAGUGUUGUUGUAUUCCCCUUGGCGGUUCAAGACGAGAAGCCAACUCGAAAUGCACACGGGAAUAAGAAAGGAAACACGUACCUUAACGCCCAUUCUGAAACCUUUCAUCCUAAAAAGAAUUACAGCAGCGACUUCGAAGAACCACCAACGGCAGAAUCAACAUCGUACCAGGAAGCCUGCCCAAUCUGCAGGAGAAGUUGCAAGUCGGCUGAUAAGUGCAAUCGUUUUCUGGAGCUCUCUAGAGAAUCGCGCUGGGCCGCCGUAAGGGAAUUUGGCUACUGCCGUACAUGUCUGCGCAUCCAUAAAGGAUACUGCAAAGCGAAACCGUGUGGCAAAGACGGAUGCACCUACCGGCACCACGAGCUGCUGCACAACGAUUCGAAGGACAAGCCGAAAAGCACCGAAACUACGGCCAGGCGUGAGCAAUCUCCGCAACCCAGCACUAGCAAGUCUGGAUGCAACACCCAUCAGACAACCGUCAGCUCAGUAUUGUUCCGUUAUCUCCCAGUAGUGUUGUACGGAAACAAGAGAGCAAUACGCACGUAUGCAUUCUUAGAUGAAGGUUCUGCAUUAACGCUGCUCGAUCAGGAGCUUGCUAACGAGCUUCAGCUUGAUGGCACUGUAAGCCCUCUGUGUCUCCGGUGGACUGGAGGAACUGAACGACACGAGGCGGAUUCUCGCAUCUACAAUCUUCACAUUGGUGGUGUUAAGAACGAAAGCAAGAAAUUCCUCUUGAGUGACGUGAGGACGGUGAAAGAGCUACUGUUGCCCCAGCAAACGAUGGACAUGGCUGAGUUGUCACAGUUGUAUCCACACCUCCAAGAUCUGCCGAUCGAAUCUUAUCGCGACGCUCGUCCACGCAUUCUUAUAGGGAUGAAGCACGCCCAGCUCAGUCUUGGCCUGAAAAAUCGUGAAGGGGGAAUCGGUCAACCAAUCGCUAUAAAGACACGCCUCGGAUGGACGGUAUGCGGAGGAUGGGGUUCCGGGAGCGACGCCAACCUACACCAUUACACCUUCCACGUUUGCCCCUGUAGUGUGAAGUCAGACGAGGACUUGCAUCAGGCUAUGAAGGACUACUUUUCAUUAGACAGUCUCGGGGUGGCUAAACCGGAGAAGGUGCUUUUAUCCGUUGAAGAUGAACGAGCAUUUUUAUUGCUUCAGUCGCUGACCCGUCGUAAAGAUAAUCGAUACGAGUCCGGAUUGCUGUGGCGAUACGAUGACACCCGAUUGCCAGACAGUCAAUCAAUGGCGCUGCGUCGAUUGCAGUGCCUAAAGAAACGGAUGGAGAAAGACCCGGAAAUGUCAAAGAUCCUGCAAUCAAAGAUAACCGAGUAUGUGGAGAAGGAGUACAUCCGGAAGCUUACAGACGAAGAAAUCAACCAGAAGAUUCCACGACGCUGGUAUUUGCCAAUUUUUCCCGUAACCAACCCAAACAAACCUGGGAAAGUGCGAAUUGUGUGGGACGCAGCAGCUAUCGCUCACGGCAUGUCCUUGAACUCAGCGCUGGUAAAAGGACCGGAUCUGUUGAGCUCACUUCUCGCAAUUCUACUUCAGUUUCGGGAACGCCGCAUCGGACUGACUGGUGAUAUCCGUGAAAUGUUCCACCAGGUACUGAUCCGAGCCGAAGACCAGUUAUGUCAGUGUUUCUUCUGGAUAGACGACCAUGGAGCCAUAGUAGUGUACGUGAUGCAGGUUAUGACAUUCGGGGCUUGCUGCUCCCCAAGCACUGCACAGUUCGUGAAAAAUACCAAUGCGGAAAGAUUCGCGAACAAAUAUCCAGCUGCAUGCGAAGCUAUCAUGAAGUCUCAUUACGUAGAUGACAUGCUCGUCAGUGUGGAUACAGAAGAGCAAGCGAUCCAGUUGGCGAAAGACGUUAAGCAUGUACACGAGCAGGGUGGCUUUGAGAUCCGAAAUUGGGUAAGUAACUCGAGAAAAGUACUUUCAUCGCUACAGGAGGCAAACACCGACGAAAAAUGUCUCGACUUAUCUCCAGAGCUGGCCACUGAGAAGGUGUUAGGCAUGUGGUGGAACACGAGCGACGACGUCUUUACCUACAAAGUCGGAUGGAGCCGCUACGACCCGGCUCUGCUAGAAGGCCAACGACGUCCGACGAAGCGGGAAGUGCUGCGUGUUCUAAUGACCAUUUUCGAUCCGCUCGGCUUGAUUUCCCACUUUCUAUCGUUCCUGAAGAUCCUGCUCCAGCAAAUCUGGCGGUCCGGUGUGCAAUGGGACGAAGAAAUCGACGACAAUGCAAACGAAAAAUGGAACACAUGGCUGCAAGUUCUACCUAGAGUUGAACAGGUUCAAAUCCCUCGAUGCUAUAACUCCAAAUACCCCGCGGAAGAAGCCGACGAUAUCCAACUCCACACGAUGGUGGAUGCCAGCGAAAAUGGCAUGGCCGCCGUUUGCUAUUUGCGUUUCGUCAAGACCGGAACGAUCAUCUGCUCCAUCGUCGCCGCAAAAACAAGAGUCGCACCGCUUAAGUUUACGUCGAUCCCAAGGAUGGAACUAGCAGCUGCUGUCCUUGGCGCCCGUUUGGCUCGCGCUGUCGAAGGAUCGCUGUCCAUCCAGAUCUGCAGGAAGGUGUACUGGUCAGAUUCCCGAGACGUCCUAUGCUGGAUCAACUCGGACCAUCGCCGCUAUAGUCAAUACGUUGGUCACAGGAUCAGUGAUAUUGUAGAGAUUUCGGAAGCACGUGAAUGGCGGUGGGUCCCGAGCAAGCUAAACUGCGCUGACGACGCUACCAAGUGGAGUAGCCUACCAGAUAUGUCAUCAGAUCAUAGAUGGUUCAAAGGAGCAGACUUUCUCUGGCGCGCUGAAGAAGAUUGGCCGCCAUCGCCAACACUUAGUGGAUCUACCGAGACCGAACUUCGCCCUUCCUUUCUGGGUCAUCACGCACCGUCGGAACCCGUCAUCAGUGUCUGCAAAUACUCAAGCUGGAAGAGGCUGGUUAAAGUUGCAGCACUCGUUCAUCGUUUCGCGAAUAACUGUCGCCUAAAGCACGCCAGGAGAUCGAUUAACACGGCACCACUUACAGCAAAUGACAUGCUGAUCGCCGAGAGUUCGCUGAUACGACUCGCGCAACGGGAAACGUACCCCGACGAAGUUGCUGCUCUUCAGAAAGCCAAAGCCGAUUCUUCCACAAGUACUGUCCCUAAAACCAGCUCUCUAUACCAGUUAUCGCCAUGGUUGGACGAACGUGGAGUCCUGCGCAUGCGAACGCGGAUUGCUGCUUGUCACUACGCCACCGAUGAUGCGAAGCAGCCAAUCAUUCUCAAUCGAAAUCACCACACCACCACCCUGAUCGUAGCAUACUACCACCACAAAUACCACCACCAAAACCACGAAACCGUUAUCAAUGAAAUACGGCAGAAGUUUCACAUCCCUCAUCUACGCGCCUGUUACGAGCGAGUACGGAAGGAUUGCCAGUGGUGCAAGAACCAGCACACAACACCUAGCCCACCAUAUAUGGCCGAUCUUCCGCCAGCCCGCCUCGCUGCAUUUUCACGACCAUUUACGCAUGUCGGAGUUGACUAUUUCGGGCCGGUUGAAGUUGUCGUCGGAAGAAGGGUUGAGAAGCGGUGGGCAAUGUUAGCCACUUGUCUGACGGUGCGGGCAAUCCACAUUGAAGUUGUACAUUCGCUUAGCACAAGCUCCUGCAUCAUGGCGAUCCGUAACUUCAUUGCACGGCGUGGCACUCCCCAGAAGAUUUACAGUGACCGUGGUACGAACUUCAUCGGUGCAAAUCGGGAACUGAAGCAAGCCAACGAAGCAGUAAACCAACACGAACUGAUGAGAGAGUUCACGAGCUCUGGGAUUGAGUGGGUGUUCAACCCACCUCUGUCACCACACAUGGGCGGUAGCUGGGAGCGAUUGAUUCGCACCGUCAAGAACAACUUGAUGGUUGUUUGUUCGUCGAAGAAGACGUCCGAUGAAGUAUUCCGCAAUCUACUAACUGAAGUGGAGAAUACAGUCAACUCGCGUCCACUAACUCACGUGCCGAUUGAUGAGGAUUCGGCCCCAGCGUUGACUCCGAAUCACUUUCUGCUUGGAUCGUCCAGUGGUUCGAAACCGAUCACAAGCCUCGAUGAUAGCGGCGCAGCCCUGAGACAGAACUGGUGUACGUCGCAAAUUUUAGCGAACCAAUAUUGGAAGCGUUGGGUGUCGGACUACCUUCCAGAAAUCACUCGCCGAACCAAGUGGUUUCGUCAUACAAAACCGAUCGCCGUGGGCGAUAUUGUAGUCAUCGCUGAUUGCAACAUGCCCCGCAAUUGUUGGCCGAAGGGUAAAGUCAUCAGCACCAAAGUCAGUCAGGAUGACCAGGUUCGGUCCGCAACCGUGAGGACAGCGAGUGGCGUAUACGAUCGCCCGGCGACGAAGCUUGCUGUUCUAGACAUAUGGUGCGACGGAGAGUAA
Molecule: messenger RNA, 6453 nt
Organism: Ochlerotatus camptorhynchus
Lineage: Eukaryota; Metazoa; Arthropoda; Insecta; Diptera; Culicidae
Exons: 1
Coding region: 1-6453 (2150 amino acids)
Biological process (GO): DNA integration
Molecular function (GO): nucleic acid binding
Source: RefSeq, a predicted model, not a curated record